Messenger RNA from Rhodamnia argentea, 1173 nucleotides. RefSeq names its product heavy metal-associated isoprenylated plant protein 23. Lineage: Eukaryota; Viridiplantae; Streptophyta; Magnoliopsida; Myrtales; Myrtaceae. Gene Ontology annotation, molecular function: metal ion binding. Bases 278 to 754 code for a protein of 158 amino acids. The transcript is spliced from 2 exons. The record is from RefSeq and is a predicted model, not a curated record.
CUCGAGGAACAUCCUCAUACUCGUAGGCAAGUAAACGAAGAGAACAGCCUCGGAAGCACUCUUUCUUGGUUUUGUUGCGAGGCAAAGAAAAGAAUUCUUUUGGAGGGAAGUUUUCUCCGAUUUCUCUUGAAGGGCUUUCCUUGAAAUCCCCACCUCUUUGACCAAACAAGGACCCAUCAACAUCUUCCCCUGUUUUUCUGAACUUUUGUCCGAGGCUUUCAGCUUCAAAACACAGAGAGAGAGAGAGAGAGAGAGAGAGAGAGAGAGAGAGAGAGAGAUGGGUGUUGCAGGGACUUUGGAGUACUUGUCUGACUUGAUGAGCAGCGGGUACAAACACAAGAAGAGGAAGCAGUUGCAGACGGUGGAGCUGAAGGUGAGGAUGGACUGCGAUGGCUGUGAACUCAAGGUCAGGAAGGCUCUCUCUUCUUUAGACGGGGUGAAGACGGUGGAGAUUAACAGGAAGCAGCAGAAGGUGACGGUGAGCGGGUACGUUGACCAGAACAAGGUGCUGAAGAGGGCCAAGUCGACGGGGAAGAAGGCGGAGAUAUGGCCCUACAUACCCUACAGCGUGGUGGCUCACCAGCCGUACGCCGCCCAGUCCUACGCCCAGUCCUAUGACAAGAAGGCCCCUCCCGGCCACGUCAGGAAGGUCGAGCCCACCUCCCAGAGCGCCGCCGCCGCCGUGGCCCGGCACGAGGACCCUUACAUGACCCUCUUCAGCGACGACAACCCCAAUGCUUGCUCCAUCAUGUAGGACUAGGAACCCAGGUCCGCUGUUGCUUUGCGAGAUUAACCGUUCCCGCGGUUCGGUUUGCGGUUCAAUCAUGUGAGAGGAGGAAGGAGUAUGCAGACCCGAAUUCGAAUUUCGGAUUGGUGUAUAGUCGGGUAUCGAGAUUUAGACAAAAGUGGGAGGACAAUUGGGUUAAUGAGCGUCAAAAUUAGCGUUAUGUAUCCACCUUUGUUAUUAGUAACUUAGAAUCUGGAGAGUGUUUUAGCCAGGGUUGUGCCCUUUUGUAGGCUAGCUGAGUUUUGAACUCUUUUCUCCUCUUUCUUCUUCUUGUACUUUAUCAAUGGCUAUGUUGUCCUGUAUGAAUUGUAGGGAUCUAUUGCUCCUUUUGGGUCAUGUAAUGUGGCAAAUGAUAGUGUAUGCAAUGGAGCUUUGCUUUGUGUUUU